This is a messenger RNA of Patiria miniata (bat star), 1668 nucleotides long. Its product is annotated as S-crystallin SL11-like. NCBI's taxonomy places the organism in Eukaryota, Metazoa, Echinodermata, Asteroidea, Valvatida, Asterinidae. The transcript is spliced from 9 exons. Gene Ontology annotation, molecular function: glutathione transferase activity. The record is from RefSeq and is a predicted model, not a curated record. Gene Ontology annotation, biological process: glutathione metabolic process. Bases 115 to 1221 code for a protein of 368 amino acids.
GCAUGUAGCCGUCGCCGGACAUAUAAAGCGGAAUCGUCCAGCAAUAUUGUCACUCGGGUUUUUGGCUGCAUGCACUCCGUACACUAUCGUUCGUGAUUUCCUAUAGGUUCCAUUAUGCCAUCCUAUAAAGUGGUUUACUUCAACAGUCGCGGCAGGGCGGAACCAAUCCGUCUGAUGCUCGCUCAUGUCGGCCAGAAGUUCGAAGACGUCCGCUACACUCACGAGGAAUGGCCCCAACAUAAAGCAGGGGCUCCGUUGCAGCAGCUGCCCUACCUGGAGGUAGACGGUAAAGCCAUGCCACAGAGCCGGGCCGUUCUUGGGUUUCUGGCCAGGGAGUAUGGCCUGAAUGGUGCUAACAAUGAGGAGACAACCAAAAUCGACAUCAUCAUUGCCAUUAUGGAGGAUCUGACACAACCACUGGCCAAGAUAUUUUUCCAGGAAAAGGACCCAGCCAAGCAGAAAGAGCUUUUCGCCGUCUACCAAGCUGAAACUGUUCCGAAGUUCUUGGGACCCCUUGAGCACAUGCUGAAGGAAAACAAAGGCGGGGAUGGCUACUUCAUCGGGUCAAAGUUCGUCUCUGCCGUCGUAAAGCACAGCUCGAAGAUGCCUUGUUACAAAGUGGUACACUUCAACGGCCGUGGGUAUGCCGAGCCGACCCGUAUGCUGCUCGCUCUCGUUGGCCAAGAGUUUGAGGAUGUUCGACACUCGACUGCGGAUUGGCCCAAGCUCAAAGCCGAUGUUCCUUUGCAGCAGUUGCCUUACAUGGAGGUCGACGGGAAAAUCAUUCCCCAGAGCCGGGCCAUGCAUGGCUUCGUGGCCAGAGAAUUCGGUCUAAACGGCGCAAACAACGAGGAGACGACACAAAUCGACGUGGUCCUCUCCACCCUCGAAGACAUUCGAGUCCCACUCGGCAGAAUUUUGUACUACGAAAAAGAACUUGACGAAAUCCAAAAGAAAGAAAAGCUGAAAGAGUUUUAUGAAAAGACGGCCCCCAAAUACAUGGCGGGACUUGAAAAGAUGCUCACAGAUAACAAUGGUGGUCAUGGCUUCUUCGUGGGUUCAAAGAUUUCUCGUGCCGACAUCUUCUUUUACGUCGUCAUGGAAACGGUCGAAGAGGACGAGCUGAAGAAGUACCCUAAGCUGUCGGCACUGAUGAAACGCGUUGCCGAAGCCCCGAAGAUCGCUGCUUACUUAGCAAAGCGUCCGCAGACGCCAUGGUGAACCUUGUGGGACAAGCGGCUGAAGUCUAAGAAUGAAUGGCAGUAACUUGGCAUGACGGCCAAACUGAGAAAAAACCCUAUCGAAAAUACUAUCCAUAGGCCUAAAUACCUCAGACACUGGACCUAGUCUGGUUCCCAGACCAUAAGAAUCUGACUAUUCCUGAUGAAUCUUAGGUCCGGAAGCAUCCGGUAAUACAUUGUAUUACAAUUCAUGUCACGUGACUAAAACGGGAGGAAUUCCUCCUUUUUCCGAAAAUUUCCAAACAGGACAACAAAUUUGCAUUCACUGUGUUAUUUUUGUUUUAUAUACUUUAAAAAAAUGGACUUUAGAAGCCUUAUUGGUUUUCCCACAAAGCAGGGUUUUAAAUUAAGUUCCGGGAAUGUUUGCUCAAUCACACUUUUCCCCUUAAAUACAAAAUAAUAAUAAACUGAGGUUAUUAACCGUCUA